Zingiber officinale is the source of this 509-nucleotide messenger RNA. Its product is annotated as 60S ribosomal protein L27-3-like. Bases 73 to 480 code for a protein of 135 amino acids. NCBI's taxonomy places the organism in Eukaryota, Viridiplantae, Streptophyta, Magnoliopsida, Zingiberales, Zingiberaceae. Gene Ontology annotation, biological process: translation. The transcript has a single exon. The record is from RefSeq and is a predicted model, not a curated record. Gene Ontology annotation, cellular component: ribosome; cytosolic large ribosomal subunit. Gene Ontology annotation, molecular function: structural constituent of ribosome.
UGGAGUUGUGGCAACGAUUAGCAAGAGUUGAUUCGGGUCAGCGCCGACAGUGAGGCUGAGAAGAAGUCGAAGAUGGUGAAAUUUCUGAAGUCUAACAAGGCCGUCAUCAUCUUGCAUGACUUCUUCGUCAUGCAGAAGGCCAUGAUCAUUCGAGCCUUCGAUGGCGACACUCGGGAGCGGCCCUAUGGCCGCUGCCUGGUGGCCGACAACGCCAAGUACCCCAAAAAGUUCAUCCACAAGGACUUUGCAAAGAAGAAAGCCAAGAAGUCGCGGGUGAAGCCGUUCCUGAAGCUGGUGAACUACAACCACAUCAUGCCCACCCACUACACCCUCAACGUGGAUCUGAAGGACAUUGUCACCCUCGACGUACUCCAGACUCGGGACAAGAAGGUCGCUGCUUCCAAGGAGGUGAAGGCCCACUUCGAGGAGCGAUUCAAGACCGGAAAGAACAAAUGGUUCUUCACCAAGCUUAGGUUUUAAUCUAAACAACGCCUUUUGCUCCUAUUUGU